AUGGUAAAGAUUCAUUACAGUGUUAAACUGUGUGGUUUUUCAACUGUAGGAAAUCCAGCAACGGUAGAAUCAAGAAAGGAUCUAGGAGAAUACUUGAAACUUGCUGUGAAAGACCAACACACGGCAGAAUAUAUUCAAGGACUCCUUAACUUCAACGAUAAAAAGAAUCUCAAGACACAAAAACCUAAUAUUAAUGUUUAUGGAGAUAAGGAAAUUGAUGCGAAGGAAAACAAAGAAGUCAUUCAAGAUUUUGAAUCAAGACCUAAUGGUUUCCUUUAUCAUGGAAUAGAUGCAGAGGAAAAGAAAGGAGCCAUCAAAGAUUUUGAACCAAGACCUAAUGAAUGGUUUCCUUUAUCAUGGGACAGAUGCGAGGAAAACAAAGGAGCCAUUAAAGAUUUUGAACCAAGACCUAAUGGUUUCCUUUAUCAUGGGACAGAUGCAGAGGAAAAGAAAGGAGCCAUUAAAGAUUUAGAACCAAGACCUAAUGGUUUUCUUUAUCAUGGGAUAGAUGCAGAGGAAAAGAAAGGAGCCAUUAAAGAUUUUGAACCAAGACCUAAUGGUUUUCUUUAUCAUGGGACAGAUGCAGAGGAAAAGAAAGGAGCCAAAGAUUUUGAACCAAGACCUAAUGGUUUUCUUUAUCAUGGGACAGCUGCAGAGGAAAAGAAAGGAGCCAUUAAAGAUUUUGAACCAAGACCUAAUGGUUUUGUUUAUCAUGGGACAGAUGCAGAGGAAAAGAAAGGAGCCAUUAAAGAUUUUGAACCAAGACCUAAUGGUUUCGUUUAUCAUGGGACAGAUGCAGAGGAAAACAAAGGAGCCAUUAGAGAUUUUGAACCAAGACCUAAUGGUUUCGUUUAUCAUGGGACAGAUGCAGAGGAAAAGAAAGGAGCCAUUAAAUAUUUUGAACCAAGACAUAAUGGUUUCCUUUAUCAUGGGACAGAUGCAGAGGAAAAGAAAGGAGCCAUUAAAGAUUUUGAACCAAGACCUAAUGGUUUUCUUUAUCAUGGGACAGAUGCAGAGGAAAAGAAAGGAGCCAUUAAAGAUUUUGAACCAAGACCUAAUGGUUUUCUUUAUCAUGGGACAGAUGCAGAGGAAAAGAAAGGAGCCAUUAAAGAUUUUGAACCAAGACCUAAUGGUUUCCUUUAUCAUGGGACAGAUGCAGAGGAAAACAAAGGAGCCAUUAAAGAUUUUGAACCAAGACCUAAUGCUUUCGUUUAUCAUGAGACAGAUGCAGAGGAAAAGAAAGGAGCCAUUAAAGAUUUUGAACCAAGACCUAAUGCUUUCCUUUAUCAUGGGAUAGAUGCAGAGGAAAAGAAAGGAGCCAUUAAAGAUUUUGAACCGAGACCUAAUGGUUUCCUUUAUCAUGGGACAGAUGCAGAGGAAAACAAAGGAGCCAUUAAAGAUUUUGAACCAAGACCUAAUGGUUUCCUUUAUCAUGGGACAGAUGCAGAGGAAAAGAAAGGAGCCAUUAAAGAUUUUGAACAAACACCUAAUGGUUUCCUUUAUCAUGGGACAGAUGCAGAGGAAAAGAAAGGAGCCAUUAAAGAUUUUAAACCAAGACCUAAUGCUUUCCUUUAUCAUGGGAUAGAUGCAGAGGAAAACAAAGGAGCCAUUAAAGAUUUUGAACCAAGACCUAAUGGUUUCCUUUAUCAUGGGAUAGAUGCAGAUGAAAAGAAAGGAGCCAUUAAAGAUUUUGAACUAAAACCCACGGUUUCUAGCAAUGAAGAAAAUUACAUUGAUGUUAUGUAAAAGAAGUAUUUUGAGCCGAAUCCAAGUGUCAUGAAAUAUGUUUCAUAAAUAAGUGUAAUAAUAUGCGCACAGUGUGUUGGUCGUCGUCUGAUUGGUACGU
This is a messenger RNA of Trifolium pratense (red clover), 1846 nucleotides long. RefSeq lists its product as uncharacterized. The record is from RefSeq and is a predicted model, not a curated record. Lineage: Eukaryota; Viridiplantae; Streptophyta; Magnoliopsida; Fabales; Fabaceae. The transcript has 3 exons. Bases 1 to 1746 code for a protein of 581 amino acids.